Molecule: messenger RNA, 1643 nt
Organism: Zea mays
Lineage: Eukaryota; Viridiplantae; Streptophyta; Magnoliopsida; Poales; Poaceae
Exons: 4
Coding region: 1147-1500 (117 amino acids)
Source: RefSeq, a predicted model, not a curated record
UGCAUCCGUUCACAGUUCUCUUUGUCAUCUGCUUCUCUUCAUGUUCUUUUCCGAAUAUACCAUUACCCACAAAGGCAAACACCCUUAAGUGCUUCUCUUAAUGUGCUUUUCCAAUUACAUCGGUUGCUCUGUGAGACAACCACUCACUCUGAAUUUCUCACCAAAGUUAUUCUUACCAAUUGAUGAACACAUAUAUAUAACAACCUAGGGAGACUGAAUGCAUAAACUCGCUUGACGACAUGAUGACUGAUUAGAUUAAAUGGCUUUAUAAAGUAAAGUACAUGAUAAAUGAUCAAGUUCCAUAUGCCAACAUCACAUUUUUGAACCGCGAAAGUAUGACAUGUGUUCCAUUUAAAUUUAAAUUUGAAAUUUUGUUAAAGGCUAGAAGGUUUUGAUGGAACCGGUCAUAUUGAACCGAGAAAGAGACGCAGCGGACCGCAUAAAACGGAUGCCUAUGUAAGUUAUUACAUAAAUAUAUUUACACAGAAUUUGUCUAUCAAAGAAAUUACCGUUAUUUAGUCGUAUGUUUAAUAUAGCUACAGGUUGUUCGACGACCACCGUGAUGAAGAUUUUUAUGGGCUACCUCGGAAAUACAGUAUUGUCGCUCGGGUAGAAGUUAAAUUCCCGAUUGAACCACGUUAUCGUGAUAGACAACAUUUUAUUUUAUCUGACAUCAAUGUAAGCCAACAAUUAUUUAAGUUUCAUUUACAAAGUUGCAUGAUCUUCAUACCAUUGCCUAUACUCCUACUGAAAUCCUACUGAAAUACUAUUAGGGAGCCAAGAUCGAGGCCAUAACAUAUGUGUCCGUGACAGUUAAACAUUUCAACAAUUUGCUACAUGAAAAGCAUGUUUACAAUAUGCAUAACGUAAAGUUUGGUCUUCAUCCGGGGGAAUUUAAUUUUCGACAUCUAAAUGGUCCCAUGGAAUUGUAUUUCAACCAACAAACUAUCGUGGAGCCAUACACAGUUCCAAUUCAAAUGCCGCCAUUCCCAAAACAUAUAUUCUUCAACCUUGAUGAUAUUGCUGAGUUGCCAAACAGGACUUUAGUCGAUAAGAAUAUAUUGAUCUUGGCUCGAUAUAUUCCAUUGAUCGUUUAAACAAAAUUUAGUAUUAAUCCAUUUAUAAAUUGUUAUUUUUGUAGACAUUAUGGCUAUUGUAGUCCACAUGGAUACAAUUCAUCGCACAAUGUGGGGCCCUUUCAGAAAGAUUGUUAUAAUGGAUGCUAGGGGGUCUUUACAUAUCAUUAAAGUUUGGGGUGACCUACUAAACAAAAAUGCACUCCGUUGGGCGUUGGCUAAGGAGGAUUAUGGCAUAAUAAUUGGGACUAUGUUUAGGCGGUUCAGAAGACAAGAGUUCCUCGAGUCUUCGGAUCAUACCGCAAUACACUUCAAUCCGUUCCAUCACAACGCCCACUAUUUUGGACCAAUUCAAAAAGCUUUGGUGGCGCGGAACAACCGUCAGUUUGCUGUUACAUUUCUUGAAGAGCAAAGGCGUAGAUAGAUUCUACAAUUUCACAAAGAGCAAUAAUUGGAACUAUGUUUAGGCCUAGAUAGAUUCUACAAUGAUAGAAUACAUGUCGUACUGUUAUUGAUCAACCAAGAGCAACAUGAGGCUGAAUUGUAAUACCUAUGACAUGGGUUUAA